Molecule: messenger RNA, 1137 nt
Organism: Podospora pseudopauciseta
Lineage: Eukaryota; Fungi; Ascomycota; Sordariomycetes; Sordariales; Podosporaceae
Exons: 1
Coding region: 1-1137 (378 amino acids)
Biological process (GO): protein phosphorylation
Molecular function (GO): protein kinase activity; ATP binding
Source: RefSeq, a predicted model, not a curated record
AUGCAGAAUUUCUACACUGAGUCUACUACCUGGGAUUUGAAAUUCAAUUUGGACAGCGAUAUUACGCUUUACGUACGGCAUAGAGGCGCCGCCUUCCGCAUCUGCUACCAUGCACAUAUCCUCGCUGCCUCACCUUCUGCCUUGAAACAGCAUCACGAGUCAUGCCGAAUCCUAUAUAAGGAUGAUGCGGAUGAAGAAUGUUGCAAAGUGUCGGACCGUCUCAGAAAACCAUUUGAGGACCUUAUGACCGAGAUAGCCCCAACUCCAUUAACGGGGUCAACGGAGUAUCUGCAUAGCUAUCUCUAUCCACCAUGGUUCAUUCUCGAGGCAAGGGUGGCUAAGAGCGGCUAUAUUCAGCCACAUUUCAAGGCGGCCCUCUCACGACAGGAGUUCGGACGUCCGGGCGAAUAUAUAGACAACGACUUCCUUCAACCGCACUUAUCUCCGCUGCUUGACUCGAAGCUUAACAAGUACUCGUCUUAUCAUGUACAAGUCCUGGCUCGGACAUCGCAGCUAGUUCCAUCUAGGGUCCUUGUCGACGGUACUGUCUACUUCUUCAAGCCUUGGAUAUCAGGUCGAAUGCAUGGAUAUUACGAACUACAAUCAUAUAGGAAGAUCCUAGCGGAUACCGAGGCAAGCCCGUCCUUUCUCGCUGGCGUACGCAUCUGUCGCCUUCACGGUUUGGUUAUCGAUAAUGAUGAUGAUGUCCUCCAGCACUAUCCUCUCGAUAGCGACGAGAAGGAUUAUCCCGGAACACGUUUAGUCGGACUACUUCUUACUUACAUCGAGAAUCGGGGUACUCUGGAAGAUUUGGCGCCUUGGUCGGACUGCACAAAUGAAGAUCGACUUCGCUGGUCUAAGCAAAUACACCACUCGGUCGAAUGUUUGCAUGGCGCAGGCGUGGCUUGGGGUGACGCUAAGCCCGAUAAUGUCUUGGUUGAUAUGGAGGGCGAUGCCUGGCUUAUUGAUUUCGGUGGUAGUUAUACCCCGGGCUGGGUUGACGAGGAUAAGCAGGAAGCUGUGGAGGGAGACCGGCAGGGUGUGCAAAGGAUUGAUGAUUGGCUCACCAGAUGGUCCCGCCAGCCGGUUACUCGUAUCAAGCGGAGUGGUGAAGAGGGUGGGGAAGGAGGAGUGUGA